AUGGCUACUUCCUUUAUGCAGAGCACCUCUUCUAACUAUGGUGGUGGUCUAGGGGGUGGGGGCGGUGGCUCCUCUCGUGUUUCUUCAGUCCGAAUGGGAGGAUCCUACAGAGCCCCAAGUAUCCAUGGAGGAUCUGGUGGCAGAGGUGUUUCUGUCUCUUCCACUAAGUACGUCUCUUCUGGAAGUGGAUAUGGUGGUGGCUUGGGGAGUAGCUAUGGGGCUGGAUAUGGUUCUGGCUUGGGUGGGGGCUAUGGAGGAAGUAGUGGCUUUUAUUCUGGCUUUGGAGGAGAUGCUGGUGCUUGCUUUGGAGGAGGUGCUGGUGGCGGCUUUGGAGGAGGUGCUGGUGGUGGCUUUGGUGGUGUUUAUGACUUUGGUGGUGGCUUGGGUGGUGGUGAUGGAGGCCUCCUAUCUGGAAACGAAAAGAUAACUAUGCAGAACCUGAACGAUCGUCUGGCAUCCUAUCUGGACAAGGUGCGAGCUCUGGAGCAAGCAAAUUCUGAUCUAGAGAUCAAAAUCCGAGACUGGUAUAAGAACCAAGGCCCCACUAGUCCAGACCGUGACUACAGUCCUUAUUACAAGAUAAUUGAUGAACUCCGAGACAAGAUUCUUGCAGCUACUAUUGACAAUUCCAGAGUCAUUUUGGAGAUUGACAAUGCUAGGCUGGCUGCAGAUGAUUUCAGACUGAAAUAUGAGAACGAGUUGUUCCUUCGCCAGAGUGUGGAGGCUGAUAUCAAUGGCCUGCGUAGAGUCUUGGAUGAGCUGACUCUGUCCAGAGCUGAUCUGGAGAUGCAGAUCGAAAACCUGAAGGAAGAGUUGGCUUUCCUCAAGAAGAACCAUGAGGAAGAAAUGAAAGAAUACAGCAAUCAGCUGGGUGGAAAGGUCAGCGUAGAGAUGGAUGCUGCUCCUGGGGUUGAUCUCACCAGUAUCCUGGCUGAGAUGAGAGAGCAAUAUGAAAUACUGGCUGAUAAGAACCGUCGAGAUGCUGAGGCCUGGUUCUAUAAACAGACUGAGGAGCUGAACCGUGAAGUAGCCACCAGUACUGAACAGAUACAUACCAGCAAGAGCGAGAUUACAGAACUGAGACGCACAUUGCAGGGCCUGGAGAUAGAACUCCAAUCCCAGCUGAGCAUGAAAGCUGGGUUGGAAGCCAACUUGGCAGAAACAGAAGGAAGAUACUGUGCACAGCUAGCACAACUUCAGGCCAUGAUCACCAGCAUUGAGGAGCAACUGGCGGAGCUUCGAUGUGACAUGGAACGGCAGAACCAAGAGUACAGGAUGCUCCUGGACAUCAAAACCAGAUUAGAGCAGGAGAUUGCCACUUACCGCCGUCUGUUGGAAGGCCAGGACUCCCAGCUGUCGGGAUGGAGCUCUAAGGAUGCAUCCUUUAGCAGCAGCAGCAGCGGUAAGGUUCGCAUCAGUGUGGAAGAUUCAGUAGAUGGAAAAGUAAUUUCGACCCAGGAAAGGAAAUACUGA
This is a messenger RNA of Mauremys mutica (yellowpond turtle), 1473 nucleotides long. Its product is annotated as keratin, type I cytoskeletal 15-like. The coding region runs from base 1 to 1473 and encodes 490 amino acids. Gene Ontology annotation, molecular function: structural molecule activity. Lineage: Eukaryota; Metazoa; Chordata; Testudines; Geoemydidae. The record is from RefSeq and is a predicted model, not a curated record. The transcript is spliced from 8 exons.